AUGGCUCAAGUACAGCAAUUACAAGAUGCACCACCUGUACAAGUAAAUGUUCCUAGAACCAACCGAGAAUUAAGUACCGUCCCCUAUCAAGACUUCUAUGUAGGUGAUCAAGACCCAAUUACAUGGCUUGAAGAUAUAGAGAAAGCAUUCGAUGCAAACAUGAUCCCUGAUAAUCGAAAGAUUUCAGUAAUAGUUCCAAAAUUGAGGGGACCAGCGGCGAAUUGGUAG
Messenger RNA from Cetraspora pellucida, 228 nucleotides. The record is from the annotation of a GenBank genome assembly. Lineage: Eukaryota; Fungi; Glomeromycota; Glomeromycetes; Diversisporales; Gigasporaceae.